ACAGUGCUUCUCAGCCAAUCAAAAUGAAGGAGAGAUGUCAGAUCUGACAACUUGUCGGAAAGAAAUGUUGAUGAAACGCUCCCCGGGUUAUUCAAAUCUCUAUACCGGUAGUACCGUAUCUCUCUUGUGUUCUUCCUCCAGCUAAGGUCGUGUUGCCGUAUCAAAACGGCAACACGACUAGCUAGCAUAAAACCGUCGGCUAGAUCUUUGAAUUGCGGAUCGAGCUAGGAGCGCGGCGGUAUAUACUCCACAGCCCAAGUUCCAGAGAGAAUAAAAAACACGACAAAAUCCCAUUUAAAAGGACAGGAAAUGGAAGUGGCUCCACAACCUCCGGCAGACACUGAUCUGCAGAAUAUUAUCGAUAAGUUGGCCAACUUUGUUGCUCGAAAUGGCAGCGACUUUGAGAUGAUGACGAAGGAGAAACAGAAAGAUAAUCCAAAGUUCCGUUUCCUGUUUGGAGGAGAAUAUUACAAUUAUUAUCAAUACAAAGUUACAUCUGAACAACGAUCAAUCCAGCAACAGAAGGAGAAGUUAGCCCAUCAGCAGGCCAUCAUCCAGGAUGUGAUUACCCAGCAUUCAAUUCAGUCGGCGCCAUGGCAACCUCAGAUCCAGCAGCAGCAGCAGCUUGAUGAACAGAUCUCUCAGAUUGAAGAGCAGAUCAGCCAGAGUGAGGACAACCUUGGAAAGCAGAAACAGGUUCUCCUGCAGCAACAAACUGACCAGAUAGAUUCUGUUCUUGCCAGUAGCAGAGAGAAAGCAGUGAUUGAAUUGGCUUCUGACCUUGAUGUUAAUCUCUCUGAGCUAGACAACAGGCUUCAAACUAUAAUAGAUGCUUGUACCAAAGAUGCUAUAUCAAAUGGCAAGCAAUGGAUCUUUUCAACUGCCCGUUCCCCCAAGCAUUGUAAGCUGAUUGCUAAGUAUCUCCUCCAUCAGAUUCUAGCCAAGGCAGCACCAUUCACAGCCAAGCUCCAUCUCAUAUACCUCAUAAACGAUGUCCUAUAUCACUGUACAAGACGCAAUGCUCAGGAUCUUCAGCAUGCGUUAGAAGACACGGUCGUUCCAAUCUUUUGCUCAACACAUGCAGUAGCAGAUGAGGAUCAAAAAGGAAAGCUUGAAAAGGUAUUGAAGCUUUGGGAAACAAACAAUUAUUUUGACAGAAGUGUCAUGGAGAAACUGAAGAAUCCAUCAGAAUCACUGUCUCAAUAUCAGGCGAAAAAGAUCACUGAAAAUGGGGAGGCCAUCCAACAACUCCAAAUAUCCACCCAGACCCAGUUAACAAGUCUUCAGAAGCAACAUAAUGAUUACGUGGUACAUAUGCGGCAACAGCAGGCACAAUAUCAACAGCAGCGACAACAACAGCAACAGCAACAAGCCCAGCAGCAACUUGUAGCAGCAUCAGUGGCAACUUCCCUUCCCCAGGUGCCAACAUCAUUCUCAAUGUCCCAGCAGGUCCCACCACAAGUGCCACAACAAGUGACGCAACAAGUUCCGCCACAAGUGACGCAACAGGUGACGCAAUCAAUGCAACCACAGGUUGUGCCUCAGGGUGCCAUCCCAACAGUCUCAGGUUUCCCACCAUCAACAUCAGAAGCCCAGCAGCCUGUAGGAGCAGCACCACCGACGGUACCACAACCACAGGGGCAACUAGCCCAGAAUGUCAACUUGCCCCAAGGAAUGGUGCCUGUUUCAGAUCCCGUGGGACAACAAGGCUUACCGUCGUUACCUCCAGGAAUGCCACCACAAAUUGGAAAUCAACCUCCACCACCACAAAUGCCACCACAAAUACCUGCUGGUUUACCCCCUAUGGACCCGUCGAUGUUUCCAGGUGGAUUCCCUCCCGUGUUCAACCCGUCGGUUCCUCCACCAAUCAUCAGACCACCCUUCCCUCCUCCAUUCCCUCCAGGUGCUUUGCCCCCAAACUUCGCCCUCCCUCCAAACAUCGACUUCUCCAAGCCCCCUCCUGGCUUUAUGCCUGGUAUGGAGUUCCCUCCGAUGCCCAUGCCCCCUAUAGCUCAACCCCCACCAGCCCAGGACCCUAAUGACCCCUCCCUAAUGCCAAGGGUACCCUACUAUGACCUCCCAGCUGGACUCAUGGCACCGUUGGUAUCGCUUGAAGAUACAGACUACAAUCCUCUAGAUUCUGAGGACAUUAGACUACCCCCUCCCCAGGCUCCUAGUGAGAGAUUACUGGCUGCUGUAGAGGCAUUCUAUGCCCCACCCUCAAGAGAUGCUCCAAGAAACAGCGAAGGAUGGGAGCAGAAUGGUCUGUUUGAGUUCUUCAAAGCCAAGCAAAAGUAUUCCAAACUGAAGAAGGAGAGAGAGAAGGAUAAACCCAAGCAGCGCAAACCCCUUUCCCCUCUCAGGAUGCCUGCCAAGAUGGACCGGUCACCGUCACCUCCUACUCCAGCAGCAAAGCAGCUAACACCUCCCCCAAAACAAGACAGUAGAAGAAGAUACAGAUCAAGAUCUCGCUCAAAGUCAAGGUCACCGUCACAUUCCCCACCAAGGAGAAUAAGGCGCUCAAGGACACACUCAAGGUCACGCUCUCCUCCCUCAAGAUUCUACAGGAGAGGAUCAAGGUCAAGGUCUCGUUCAAGAUCAAGAUCACCUCCUUAUAGGAGAGAUAUCAAGAGAGACCGAUCCCCCGGUAGAGACCGAUCCCCCAUCAGAGGCCGAUCCCCAGGCAGAAGUCGAUCACCUGUCAGAGGUCGUUCCCCAGGCAGAGGCCGGUCUCCCAAGCGAAGCCCAACGCCAGACUAUGGAAUCCAACCUUUCUAUCAAAUGAAUGUUGAUGUGAAGCUUGGAGAGGAUAACAAAGGACAUCAACUCAUGAAGAAAAUGGGAUGGAGUGGUCAAGGUCUAGGAGCCAAGGAGCAGGGUAUCGUCACCCCAAUUGCCAGCGGAGACGUUCGUCAAGAUUUGGACAAAUUCAAAGGAAUCGGCAUGGAUAUCAACGAUCCAUUUGAGAGUUUUAGGAAGAGUAAGAGCUAUACCUACAACAGGAGGAAAUAAAUGGAGGCUGCUGAGCAUAAGACACACACACUUGCAUCCAAGGUGGGACAACAGAGGGCCAGUUUCCAUAGCAACAGGAUGCAUCACCUCUUAAAGAACACCCAUACCUGCCAACUCCACCUAUCUCCAUGUCAAACUGUGAACCGUUUGUCUUCAUGAGAAUUUAUUUGGGAUGGGUCAUUUUCACGAAUAUCGCUUGCCAUUCCUCUCCAGAAUUUCAACUUCAAUAAUACAUGUUCAAGGGUGGUCUUUUAGUUCCUGGAUGACACUCAAAUUUUCAGCACAACAAAAUUUUAUAUUAAUCAGUUUUACAGAUUCCAAUAUAGAAAAUAGAUUGAUCAACACAUGUUACUUCAUAUUGUAUAUCUCAAUUUGAUAACAAGAAAUGUACGUUGCCAGUACCUGCAACCAGUAGGACAUGCUCAAAAUUCAUCACGAAUCUGACUCUAUAGACAUUCCUUCGAAAUUUGUGUUAUUAAAAUUGAAAUAAUGUAUAAUGUAUGCUCACUUCAGACUUGUGUGACAAUUGAAGUAAAUAGGCCAUGGCAAGUGUGUGCAUGUUUUCCCUAUUAAAGAAAUGCAAACCUCUCCCAGGUUGAACUAUCCGAAAUUGUUCCAUGACAUUUGCUCUGGCGACAAUUGCUCCGCUCUAAAUUCCACACACGAAUCGAAUGACCAACUUCAACCCUGGGUUUAACACUAUACCCUAUCCUAAACCUAACCCCAACAUAAAACCCUAUUGCAACCCUAACCCUCUAUCUUUUGACGAAAUUAAGCCCAGAGCAAUUGUCGCAGGAGCAAAUGUCGUGUCAACAUCCCGAAUGUAUUAAAUAUAUAACAACACUGACAAUGUACUUCAACAAUGCAAGUUAACAGGUUGCUUGGUUGAUGAUGAAUUAUCCAACUACAAACUUAAAAUCAGAAGAACUACACUGGAGAAAUAUGGAUGAGAUUAUGGAUAAGUGACAUAUUUAUUGCUUCUUUAAAUAAUACAAUACAUAGAUACCAUACAUAGUAUGUCUUACAAUGUAAUAUGAAUUUAGAUAAAUGUGAACAAAUAUCAAUGGCAAGUGGCACUUUCUUACUAUACAUAAACAUACAUGUAUGUACACAGGUCUGCAAGAUGUGAAUGUAUUAUCUGAAGAGAGAGCUGGUAUCAUAAAAAAUCUUUGAAAAUUAUUUAUUUUGGGGGCUACUUUUUGCAACCUACUUCCUAAAUCUGCAACAUUGAAUAAGCAACAUUGCAAUGAAUGGAGAUUUUCCAAUGCUCUUCUAGGGGCAAAUCACCCUUAGACCCCUCUUAAAAUUUUCCCUGCCUUCUAUGUACCAUCAAGAUUGGAAUGCUCCAAAAUCAUUGUAUUGAUGAUUUCAAUUUGUCAUUAGAAUCAUCGGACCAUUCACACGCUCACUCGAAAACUGAUUUGAAUUUGAAUUCCCGAGCGAAGGCAGUAUGUGUCCUUGGUGACUUGUUAUCGAAGCACUGCGUCAAUACGAUAAGUGCAUGACAAUUGUAUUAUCUACGGAAGUGCUUGAGAGGACACUAAGCUCCGCCCCUUAAAACACGUUUUGGAGGUCAAGCCUUUCACACGUAAAAUUUGUACCGUAAUUUGAGUGAAACUUAAAUGGAAUUCACCUCCAGAGUAGAAUUUGAAUUCGUGAUUAACAUUUGUGAUUCUAGUUUGGUUUCACACGUGCUAAAGAAUUGUCAUUAGCCUUUUUUUUCACUGGAAUCAUUCAAAUGACGAUAUUUUUUUACCGUGUGAAAGGGCGGGUAGUAACUUUGGAAAAUGUCAUUCAUGGUGUUUAUUUUGUCUCAAUACCAUCAUUGAACACAAUCAACAAUGGUGUUUAGACUCGAACAUUUGUAGCCAACAAGCAUCUUUUUGUUCACACUGUGCACUCUUUUGAGCUUAUCAGGAGAGCAGAGUUGAUCUACUACAUAAUUAUUCAUCAUGAAUUUUAGUAUUGGGGUUGUAUAUUCUUACAUUUAUGUAAAGAUAUAACACGUCUGAUACUAUUCAAUAACAGGAAUGUACUGUCAGCACUAAUUCUUAUUACCAACAAUUAAAUCACUCAUACCCUUUGAAGGCGUGUGUUUUUGUGAUUUUCUUCAGGUCAGAUUACACAUUUAAAUGUAAAAACUAUCAUCGAUUCAUGUAGCCUCUUCCCAGUCUCUUGCCCCGCUAAAGCUGGGAUAAAAGUAUUUAGCCACUCGAGUUUUAAAAUUGAAGUGGCUACCUUAUGUAAAUGACAUUAUUAUUUUGUAUCAAUUCGAAUUGGUAUUGAAUUAUUAACAAAGAUAGAAGCUGAGUUGUACUUUUAUCAUGAAGAGAGUGUAAGAAUAUGUGCAGUUUGCAUAACUUUUGAAGCCUGUAAAUAAUUCUUUUUUGAAGAAUAAAAGCUAUCUUGUAAUAAAAUGUG
Lytechinus pictus (painted urchin) is the source of this 5433-nucleotide messenger RNA. RefSeq names its product calcium homeostasis endoplasmic reticulum protein-like. Bases 310 to 3012 code for a protein of 900 amino acids. Gene Ontology annotation, biological process: RNA processing; intracellular calcium ion homeostasis. The record is from RefSeq and is a predicted model, not a curated record. The transcript is spliced from 18 exons. NCBI's taxonomy places the organism in Eukaryota, Metazoa, Echinodermata, Echinoidea, Temnopleuroida, Toxopneustidae. Gene Ontology annotation, cellular component: perinuclear region of cytoplasm. Gene Ontology annotation, molecular function: RNA binding.